Molecule: messenger RNA, 803 nt
Organism: Brassica oleracea var. oleracea
Lineage: Eukaryota; Viridiplantae; Streptophyta; Magnoliopsida; Brassicales; Brassicaceae
Product: auxin-responsive protein SAUR21-like
Exons: 1
Coding region: 299-589 (96 amino acids)
Biological process (GO): response to auxin
Source: RefSeq, a predicted model, not a curated record
UUCUUCUCUUCAUUUAUUAGUCAGACAUGAGAAAACAAACAGAUGAUGCUCGUUAGGUUUCGUUUCUUGUCAUCUAUCAUCUCUAGAAGACAGAACCAUGUGAUACUCUCUUUGUGUAUGUCCCAUGCCUUCAAUGGUUCCAGGGUGGUUUUCAUUCCAUCAUCAAUCUAUUUAUACAUCCAGAGACAUAACCAAGUCUUCAAAUCACCAAGUAGUAAUUAAAGCAAUCGAAACAUUGAAUCUGAGCAUCUAACCUUUUUUCAGAAGCUUCAAAUUUCAAUUUUCCAGACACAAGAAAAUGGCUUUGUUUAGAGGUCUCUUGGGUGCAAAGAGGAUUAUUAACUUUUCUGUACCGGUUACAAGCAAAAGGACAUUUUCAGCACCAAAGGGGUUUCUUGCAGUGUACGUUGGUGAAGACCAGGUCCAGAAGAAGAGACAUUUGGUGCCAAUCUCAUACUUAAACCAGCCUUCGUUUCAAGCGCUUCUCAGCAAAUCCGAGGAAGAGUUUGGAUUUGAUCAUCCAAUGGGUGGCUUGACGAUUCCUUGUCCUGAAGAUACCUUCAUCAAUGUGACUUCCCAGCUUCAAUGAAGAUGUUCCAAAAGAAGAAGAAACUGACAUUAGUUAGCCCAAGUUAGAUAUAGAAUUAUUUAAUGUAAAUAUGUUAACAGUUUUCCUGUUUCUUUGUGAAAAAGAGUUAUUCAAGAGGUUAUAAUUUAAAAAUCUCAAAUGUCUAUGCCAUAUUUCUAAGGACCCAAACCAAUAUAAGAUUCUUGUUUUAUGACAAAUUAGCUUUUUAUCUCUU